AUGGAUAGUAACAAGGUCGUUAAGAGAUACCAUAUAAAUAACAGAGGAUGGACCGAUAUUGGUUAUAAUUUCCUAGUCGGUGAAGACGGAAAUGUGUACGAGGGUCGCGGAUGGGGCAAGAAAGGCGCUCAUUCUAAACCUUUCAACAGCAAGAGUAUUGGAAUUUGCAUCAUCGGAGAUUACAGAAACCGAACACCAAAAGCAGCGGCGGUACAAGCAGCGACUAACUUGAUUGCUUAUGGAGUAGAAAACGGUGAAAUAAAGAGUGAUUACAAGCUUCUUGGACAUCGACAAACCUGGCCAACCGAAUGUCCCGGAGAUAGUCUUUACACAAUGAUAAAGUCAUGGCCUCAUUGGUCCGAAAAUCAAUAAACAAUAAUGUACAUUUUACUUAAUACAACGUGAAAUAAAAGUUUUUUUCAUCA
Cyphomyrmex costatus is the source of this 425-nucleotide messenger RNA. RefSeq names its product peptidoglycan recognition protein 1-like. The record is from RefSeq and is a predicted model, not a curated record. Gene Ontology annotation, biological process: peptidoglycan catabolic process. Gene Ontology annotation, molecular function: N-acetylmuramoyl-L-alanine amidase activity; zinc ion binding. Lineage: Eukaryota; Metazoa; Arthropoda; Insecta; Hymenoptera; Formicidae. The transcript is spliced from 3 exons. The coding region runs from base 1 to 372 and encodes 123 amino acids.